AAAAAGUUGUCCAAAAACUUUUCUUCUUCUUUCGAUCUUCUCUUUGCUUCGAGUUGGUUUGUUUGUUUGUUUUCAUGUUCGUCUGUUUCUUGUUUCUCUAAGAUGACUCAAGUGUUGGUACGACGAGAGACACAAGGAAAGAAACUUAAAAGAUGGGACGUGAAGACCAUUUGUUUCUUCUUCUUAUUUGUCAUGUUUCAGAUAAGCUAUUCUUCAUCAGCUUAUGUUGCUUCUCGUCGUCACUUCAUCUCGUCACCGCCGAGAAAGACUUUGGUGUACGUAACGACGCCGUUUCGUGGGCCGUUGAGCAGAGAAGAUAACAUUUAUGGAGACGACAAGAGAGUAGUUCGCACGGGUCCCAAUCCUCUCCACAACUAACUUUUACGUGUAGCUAGUAUUAUCAAUUACCCUCCACACCCACCCUACGAAGACUACAUGCAAAACGCUAGACGCAAACGCUGAACGCUAUAGAAAAGUGCCUUCGCUGUAAAAUAAGGUUUGUCAUAGAUUUUGUAAGUUAGAAGCCUUUUUUUUCUUUUUGUAUUUCAGAGCAUAGAAACAUUUAUUUUUUUUAGUGUAGGAUUUAGUUCGUUUAUGGGGAACUCUAUGAAUGUUAGUAUUAAGAACUUAAAGAUAACACAAUCAUGCCUUAAUUUCAAUUCC
Messenger RNA from Eruca vesicaria subsp. sativa (arugula), 663 nucleotides. Lineage: Eukaryota; Viridiplantae; Streptophyta; Magnoliopsida; Brassicales; Brassicaceae. The record is from the annotation of a GenBank genome assembly.